Molecule: messenger RNA, 1326 nt
Organism: Musa acuminata AAA Group (dessert banana)
Lineage: Eukaryota; Viridiplantae; Streptophyta; Magnoliopsida; Zingiberales; Musaceae
Product: alpha-humulene synthase-like
Exons: 6
Coding region: 1-1290 (429 amino acids)
Biological process (GO): diterpenoid biosynthetic process
Molecular function (GO): magnesium ion binding; terpene synthase activity
Source: RefSeq, a predicted model, not a curated record
AUGCUACUUCUGGAUCCUGGGAAUGAUAACAAGUUCAAAGAUGAGGAAGGAAAUUUAGUGUCCACCUUGAAGGAUGAUCCAAAGGGACUUUUAAGCUUAUACAAUGCGGCUUAUCUACGGAUACAUGAGGAGACCAUACUCAAUGAAGCUAUUUCUUUUACAAGGGACCAGCUUGCGUCCAUGUUAAGUGAUCUCACACCACCAUUAGCAACGCAAGUGAGACUCUUCCUUGAGAGUCCUCUCUGUAGAAGAAUGAAAAGGCUCUUGGCACGAAAUUACAUCUCCAUCUACCAAGAGUGUGCGACACAAAAUGAUGCCUUACUAGAGCUGGCAAAGCUUGACCUCAAUCUACUGCAAUGUCUUCAUCGCGACGAGAUUAAGAGCAUCUCCAUAUGGUGGAAUGAUUUAUUCCUCACCAAAAAUCUAAGUUUUGCACGAGAUCGGGUGGUGGAAUGUUAUUAUUGGAUACUUGCGGUGUACUUUGAACCUCACUAUUCUCGUGCACGAGUGAUUACCACCAAGGUGAUGGCCAUGACUUCUAUCUUGGAUGAUAUCUAUGAUCUCUAUAGCACAUUGGAGGAGAGUCAACUACUCACUCAAGCAAUUCAAAGGUGGGAUGCCAAGGCUGUUCAUCAGCUACCAGAGUAUAUGAAGGGCUAUUUUCUAAACCUAAUCCAUACCUUUGAGGAAUUCAAAAAUUUGCUAGCACCCAGUGAGAAGUAUCGUUUAUUUUAUCUUAAGGAAGCGAUGAAAGGUUUAUCAAGAUCCUAUCUCGAGGAAAACAAAUGGGCUGUCAAACAGUAUGUGCCAAAAUUAGAAGAACAUCUGCAAAUCUCGCUCAUCAGUUCAGCCUAUCCUAUGCUUGUUUGUGCUUGUUUUGUUGGAAUGGGGGAAGUAGCAACAAAGGAGGCAUUCGAGUGGGUUGCUAGUUUCCCUAAGAUCGUCAAGGCUUCUGCAUUAAUUGCUCGUAUCGUCAAUGACUUCGUUUCACAUGAGCUGGAGCAAACCAGGGAACAUGUUGCCUCCACAAUCCAAUGCUACAUGAAAGAGUUUGGUACAAAUGUGCAUGUGGCAUGCGAGAAUCUCCAAGUUUUGGUUGAAGACGCAUGGAAAGAUGUAAACGAAGAGUGCCUCAAUCCGACUGCAGCAUCCGUGCCUUUGCUUGAAAGGAUAGUCAAUUUUCUAUGCCUAUUUAAUGAUAUUUACAAGGAUAUUGAUGGAUACACCAACUCGUCUACUUAUACUAGAGACAAUAUUUCUUUGUUACUGGUGCAUCCUAUUGAGAUUUGAUCAUGUACUCCUAUCAAUCCUAUGGUCUGAAUCUCG